AUGGGUUUUAGAAAAAAAAAGAUAGCAACACGUUCAGCCAUUUCAGAUGUGGUUACAAGAGAUUAUACAAUUCAUUUACAUAAAAGACUUCAUGGAUGUUCCUUUAGAAAACGUGCACCAAGAGCUAUCAAAUGUAUUCGAAAAUUUGCAGAAUUACAUAUGGGAACAAAAGAUGUUCGUCUUGACCCACAACUAAAUAAAGAGGUAUUUAAAUCUGGGAUUAAGUCUGUUCCACAUCGUAUGAGACUUCGUUUAUCAAGAAAACGAAAUGAUCAAGAAAAUGCAAAAGAAAGGCUUUAUACAUAUGUACAAGCUGUAAAUGUUUCAAAUCGUGCAAAAGGACUUCAAACUACAGUUGUUGAAAAUCUUUAA
Pneumocystis murina B123 is the source of this 372-nucleotide messenger RNA. RefSeq lists its product as hypothetical. Gene Ontology annotation, molecular function: structural constituent of ribosome. The transcript is spliced from 5 exons. Gene Ontology annotation, cellular component: cytosolic large ribosomal subunit; ribosome. Lineage: Eukaryota; Fungi; Ascomycota; Pneumocystomycetes; Pneumocystales; Pneumocystaceae. The coding region runs from base 1 to 372 and encodes 123 amino acids. The record is from RefSeq and is a predicted model, not a curated record. Gene Ontology annotation, biological process: cytoplasmic translation.